UGACUGCAGAAGAUCACACCCUGCAGUUUUGUGUAUCACUUCAUUUUUCAGUUGCUCCCAGAGAGUAAUCAUUCCUGGUGAAGCCAUUCGUGUGCAGACAAGAGACAAGAAGACUCUUUUAAAAUGUGGGCUACAAGAAAACUGCUUCUUGCUGCGUUCAUUUUCACAGUUCUCACCUUCAAAGAGACAGCAGAGAGCAAAAAAGUAAGCCUACUGGACCGGGCCCCUGAUGCUGUAGAUGACAUGUACAAAGGAUGCCGAGAAGAGGCAAUGGAGAAGUUAAUCAAUUCAGAGCUGUUAACACAAGAGCUGGAGCGUGAUGAGAGAUUCAAGAAAGCAUGGAGUGAAAAUAACGGGUGUUCAAAGCUGAUUUCUGGAGGAACUAGAGAGCACACUACUGCACUUUCAAUUAUGGCAAAUGGAGACGCAAAAUUUACAAAGACCUUUAAUGAGGCUGUGAAGACGAUGGGUGUAAACGCUAGCACGUAUGAAAACUCCUUCCAUUUCAAGUCUCUUCACUUCCUGCUCAUGGAUUCAUUGAAGCUUGUACAAAAUCUGAACGAGAAGAAGUGUAGGACUGUGUACUUUAUCACAGAAGAAAAAAUCUCAGCAGAAGUCGGCUCUGAGGUGAGAUUUGGAGGGUUCACCAGAGUUUCGAAGAGCUUCGAAAACACUGAUCCGCACGGGCUAGUCUUUUUUAACAUUACCUCUUGCUUCUCUGUUAACCUGGGCGAGACUGUUUGCGGAUUUGAGGAGGAUUCAGAUAUGGUACUGUUAUCUCCAGCUGAAGUGUUCAUUGUGAAGAAUGUGAAUGAAGUAAAUGACAAAGUCAAUGACGAAAAAUACACUGAGAUCGUUCUGGAAAAACCAAAACUCGACAGCUCGCACAACUGUUACAUUUUCUCAAGGUCUCCAGCUGAUGUUUCUGCUCAGUGGCUCGUGUUGGUACUUGUGGUUUUGACUCCUCUUUUUUAGCCUAGAACUGUUCAAUCAGGAUCUUGGGCUGCUCUGAGUCUUAUUACAAUAAAAAGCACUGCUGUGUUAGUACAUUUCAACAAUGAACAACUGCAGACCGACGUGCUGCUUGCUCUUCUCUCCUGCAUACAUAUGUAAUCAAACUGCUUUUUACAAUAUUCAAUAUAGGCUGAAGCAAAAUAUAUCAACAUAGUCCUAUAUGAAAAACAGUCAUUUUUUAAAUCUGGUUACUUAAAGGGGUAUUGUAUGCUCUUCUUAUAAUUUACCUCAAAAGAAUGACAGAAAAUGAGUGUAAAUAAAUAAGGUUGUCUGUAUUUUAACUGCAGAAAUAUGAGACUUUCAGCUGAUCACAUCAGCUCACAUGAGCUGAGCUUUAAGAAUAUAUGAAGAAAUAAACUGCUUGAACUGUAA
Molecule: messenger RNA, 1386 nt
Organism: Labrus bergylta (ballan wrasse)
Lineage: Eukaryota; Metazoa; Chordata; Actinopteri; Labriformes; Labridae
Product: ecto-ADP-ribosyltransferase 4
Molecular function (GO): NAD+-protein-arginine ADP-ribosyltransferase activity; NAD+ poly-ADP-ribosyltransferase activity
Source: RefSeq, a predicted model, not a curated record